Messenger RNA from Toxotes jaculatrix (banded archerfish), 744 nucleotides. It is a transcript of the gene atg12, whose product is annotated as ATG12 autophagy related 12 homolog (S. cerevisiae). Gene Ontology annotation, biological process: autophagosome assembly; C-terminal protein lipidation; nucleophagy. Lineage: Eukaryota; Metazoa; Chordata; Actinopteri; Toxotidae. Gene Ontology annotation, cellular component: cytoplasm; phagophore assembly site membrane; Atg12-Atg5-Atg16 complex. The transcript is spliced from 5 exons. Bases 16 to 513 code for a protein of 165 amino acids. The record is from RefSeq and is a predicted model, not a curated record.
AGAGCUCUGAGGGAGAUGUUUUUCCACCUAGCUCAUCAUUCAUUAACUACAACUGUGGAAGCUCUGUGGCAUACCAGGCUAUGCCUUCUCCAACCAGCAGCCAGAGGUCGUCGCGAGUCGCCUCAGAACUACAAGCCAACCCGAAGUGCCCACCUAGAAAUGUCUGACAGUGCAGAGUCCCCGACAGAACAACAGAAAGAUGAGCCACAGCCACCGUCAGACGACUCGACGACAAAUGAAGAGAAGAAAAAAAUUGAUGUGCUGUUGAAGGCAGUGGGAGACACUCCUAUAAUGAAAACAAAGAAAUGGGCAGUAGACCGGGGGAGGACAGUACAGUCUCUGGCUCAGUUCAUCUCUCGUUUCCUCAAACUUGAUGCUAGCGAACAACUGUUCAUCUAUGUUAACCAGUCUUUUGCCCCCUCGCCUGAUCAAGAAGUAGGUGUCCUCUUUGAUUGUUUUGGUAGUGAUGGCAAGCUGGUUCUACAUUACUGUAAAUCUCAAGCCUGGGGUUAAACUCCUUUUCUACAACUCCUCAUUUUCUGACCUCUCCUUUCUUUAAUUCAUCCCCCAAACAUGCACACAAUGUUACCUUUGCAUCUUUGCUAUUUGUUGUUUUUCAGGUUUUAUGUACAUACAUAUUGUAAAUAAAUUAUUGUGACAGUGUAAAGCUCUUUCCACAAUUUCUUUCUAUUUAGGCGUCACAUUUGGCACCCAAAAAUAAACACUUAACUUGUGGGCACAGGA